UGAAACACUUCUUGUCCAAUGGCUACCCUCCGUCUCACCAGCAGCCGUCCUUUCGCUGCUGUGUUGCCCAGCCCCUCCCGUCGCGCGUUGACGAUUCGCGCCAUGGCAACAAAAGACGUCUUCUCAGAUGAAAACAAGGUCGCUAUCCGAAUGGAUGCCUCCAAGAACGGCUGCACGGGAAUGUUCUGGCGUUCCAAGCCGGAUAUGAAUGCUUCUGUCUCUGCACCUGACUGGCCGCGCAACGGAACUGUCUUCAAGGGCUGGAAGAGCCAGGAGCACCCGGGCUGGGUCAAAGUGGACCACCCUAAGGGCUACUGGCUGCCGAUCCAGCAGUACGGAAAUGACGUCUGCCAUUUCGAGUGAAUAAAGGACGAAGGCGACUGGGUGGUAUGUGUGUGUGUAUAUAUGGGGAGCGUUUGUGGAGAUAUUGGCCAGCGCGAGAGGGCGUCUAAUUAUGGCUGGAGUCAGGUCUUGGGGCCUGCUGAUGGUGAUGACGGAGGUGGCAAACAAGGACGAUGGCAAACAAACAGCAUGGGACGGGGGCACGGCUACCCCAGCCCGCCCAGCCCCAAAGAACAAUCAAACAUCACCGCUAGCACCAUCACCACCACCAGAUCCACUUCCCCCUUCCCGACGGAAAAGAUCGUCGCAAGGGGGAAAGUGGGUCGAGGGGAUCGGGGUGGUGGUCCAAGUUGCGAUGUUGGGUCUGUUGGGUUCGCGGUGCCCCACCGCCGGUGCAGAGGCGCCGCGAGGACGCCAAGUCCCGCCGCCAGGGGCAGCCGAGUGCCGCUACAGCUACAGCUACAGCCACGUACCAUAA
Volvox carteri f. nagariensis is the source of this 820-nucleotide messenger RNA. RefSeq lists its product as uncharacterized. Lineage: Eukaryota; Viridiplantae; Chlorophyta; Chlorophyceae; Chlamydomonadales; Volvocaceae. The transcript is spliced from 6 exons. The record is from RefSeq and is a predicted model, not a curated record. The annotation marks the transcript as partial.